This is a messenger RNA of Fragaria vesca subsp. vesca, 2110 nucleotides long. RefSeq names its product probable receptor-like protein kinase At1g67000-like. Gene Ontology annotation, biological process: protein phosphorylation. Bases 158 to 2110 code for a protein of 650 amino acids. Gene Ontology annotation, molecular function: ATP binding; protein kinase activity; polysaccharide binding. The record is from RefSeq and is a predicted model, not a curated record. NCBI's taxonomy places the organism in Eukaryota, Viridiplantae, Streptophyta, Magnoliopsida, Rosales, Rosaceae. The transcript has 3 exons.
AUUUCUUCAUUGAAUAUUUCAAAGUUGGAAUAAAUAUGAAUGAAGACUUGGUGGCUUGGUGCCGCAACUAUAUUACUAGCUAGCAGGCUCAGUCUCAUUUUCGUUACUGGUGAUGAAGGCCGAUUACUGAUUAUUGAGCCUUCCUAGCUAAGCUAAUAUGAAUUAUUCCUUUGUGUUCUUUCAGUCUUCUUUGAUUCCUUUGCUUUUGAUCACUUCCUUUCUGUCGAUCAAUUUUCGAUCAAGUGUGUGUGCUGAUACAGCAGAGUAUGCCAACUGCAGCCUACCUGUUACCUGUGGGAGCGUCAAAAGCAACAUCUCAUACCCCUUUUGGGGGUCCGACCGACCCGAAUACUGUGGUAAAUCUGGGUUUGAGGUCACAUGCAACGCCAAUGUCCCGAUGAUCACCAUGAAGAAAAUCAAUUUCAGAAUUCUUGACAUGAGCAGUAGCACUAUUACACCAACUCCGACUGUGACAGUUGCAAGGGAGGAUUACUGGAAUACUCUCUGUCCUCCGAGUUAUAUUGACACAGACCUCAAUUUCUCUCUAUUUGAGUAUGCAUCUGGCCCUCAAAACGUGUCUUUUUACUACGGAUGCCAUGAGGCUGGAAGUUCAGCGUUGUCAAUAUGCAAUAGUACAGUGACCGUUACCUUUCUCACAGAGAAGGAAACUGCUAAGCUUCCCGAUUCAACUGCCUCGGGCUCCUGUGCAGCUGUGGUUUUGGUUCCAGUGUCUGCGGCAGCUGCUGAAGCACUAGACAAAAAUGAAACAUCAACUAUCCAGAGUGCGGUAGAUGGUGGUUUUGAAUUGAAUGUGCAGGAUGAUGAUACUGUUCUUUGCAACAACUGUGUGGUCUCAGGAGGAUUUUGUGGGCAAAACACUACUAAUGCUGAGUUCGUUUGCUAUUGCCAAUAUGGCACUUCAGCAACCACAUGUGAUUCAAAGUUAGCCACCAGUUCAUCAUCAGGAGAUGCAUUGGGAUUGAAGCUAGGACUAGGUGCAGCUGGUCUUGUGAUUCUAGUAAUAGUUGUUGUUUGCUGCUUCAGGAAGAAGUUGUCUGAUAAAUUUACGUUCUUUUGGAUGAACAAAAAUCAUAGUCGAGAAAUUGUUCAGGAAUUUCUAAAGGACCAUGGACCACUUCAUGUUAAGAGAUACAGCUACUUGGAUGUGAAGAAAAUGACCGACUCCUUCAAGGAAAAAUUAGGACAAGGGGGUUACGGUGGUGUAUACAAAGGAAAAUUAGACGAUGGAUGUCUUGUAGCAGUGAAGAUCUUGAACAGAACAAAAGGUAAUGGAGAAGAGUUUAUGAAUGAGGUUGCAGCCAUUAGUAGAACUUCCCAUGUCAACAUUGUCAGGUUGUUGGGGUUUUGUUUUGACGGUUCAGAAAGAGCUCUCAUCUAUCAAUACAUGCCUAAUGGAUCUUUGGAGAAGUUCAUAUAUGAUGCAAAUAACCCACAAAAAAAUCAACACUUGGCGUGGGAAGCAUUGGAUCGAAUUGCACUUGGCAUUGCUCGAGGACUAGAGUAUUUACAUCGCGGUUGUAACACAAGAAUUCUGCAUUUCGAUAUUAAGCCUCACAACAUUCUUCUUGAUGAGAAUUUCUCACCGAAAAUCUCAGAUUUUGGCCUUGCAAAAAUAUGUAAGGGAAAUGAGAGCAUUGUGUCAAUGUUGGGUGCAAGAGGUACUUGUGGAUACAUUGCUCCAGAAGUUUUCUGUAGAAAUUUUGGUGGUGUCUCACACAAAUCCGAUGUGUACAGCUACGGAAUGAUGCUUUCAGUGAUGGUUGGGGGAAAAAAGAACAUCAGUGUUGAAGUUGAAGACACUAGCGAAAUAUAUUUUCCACACUGGAUUUACAAGCGUCUUGAAUUGGAUCAAGAACUUGGCCUGCAGAACAUCAUGAAUGAGGGAGACAAAGUAAUAGCAAGGAAGUUGAUAAUAGUGAGCUUGUGGUGCAUACAAACCAACCCUUCAAACCGGCCAUCCAUGAAACAAGUGAUAGAAAUGUUGGAAGGGAGUGUUGAGUCCUUGCAGAUACCACCAAAGCCUUACUUGUCUUCUCCUCCAAAAUCCCCUGCACAUUCUUCUUCUACUACAUCGGUAUCGAUACAGUAG